GACAUAAUUUACUGUCUUUAAUAUUUUGGCGUUUCCUGGUUAGACAGGCAAAAUCAGGUUGGGUCAUUAUAGUAAACUGGAUUCUUUUGGCUAAUUUGGCCGCGGCUUUGUUAAUUAUAUGUGUGUCUUUGUAUUAUUUUUUUUAAAUCGUGAUGGGAAAUAGCGUUGGAUAAAUGCAGAUGUAAGCGCAUCUGGACAGCCGCUUCCUAAUCUCAGUCUCUAUAAUCUGUUCCUACUCAUUCCCCAUGAGGCAGUGCAAGAAAGUCACGUGUCAUUUUUGACCAAUCGUGUCACUCUCCCACAUCCUACGGAAUUAACGUCCAAGAAGCCAGCAUCAGAUUGUUGUAUGUAUGACCUGUAAGCUCUACAAAGAGGUCAGUUGAGCCAAAUCUGUCAGAGAAUGAAGAAAUUGUGGCUCAAAUUUAAUCCAAUUCAAUUUCAUAUAAAGAGCACCGAAUCACAGCAUCUUUGCGUAGUCAGAUCAAGGUCUUAUAAUAUUGUAGUACAGAGAGAAACCCAACUAAUCCUACCAUUCUGUUUGAACAAGCAUUUGGCCUCAGUGAAAAGGGAAAAAAGCCCCCUUUCGACAGGAUGAACCUCCCCCAGAACCAGGCUCAGAGAGGGCUGCCAUCUGCCUUGACUGGUUGGGGUUAGGGGAGGAUGGAAGAGAAAUGGAUAGCGGUGAGAAACAGGCAGAUAGCAAACAAAAGGAGAACACACUGGGCAGGAUGGUGGAGCCAGUAACAGCAGGUCAGAAAUAUGCAGCGCUGGAGCCAGAGAUACCUGCAGAGAGGAACAAAAACAGACCCACUGUGUGAGAGAGAAGACACAACGUUAACGACAUGCAACGGUGGCCUAUGAAUGCACGGAGACAGGAAGAGAGGAGAGUAGAGGGGAAGCGCUCUUUGCAUUAUGGAAAGUCCUUCAGUGAUAAUAGUUUGACUAGCUGAGGGAUGGGUCAAGGUGACCUGAGCAGCCAUAGCAAAAAGCUUCAUCAAGAAAGGGAAGUUUAAAGCCUUAUCUUGAAGGCAGAGUAGUGACUUUUGCGUGACAGAGGAUCUUUAAAACACACACGAGAAACCAUACUGGUGGAUAUAUCCAGCUGAAAUCAAAGCAGCCAACUUGACAGCCAGGCAACUAAUGACGAGUGGAUUUAUUGAGUAACCGGAUAAUCAUGGGAGUGGAUGUCCCUGGACUGGUGGCCGUGGUGGUUUUUUAUGUUUUCAUCCUGGUAAUUGGAAUCUGGGGCUCCAAGAAAUCCAAGAAAGUGGAGAAGACAUGUGCCGACAGCAAGAGCGAAGUCACCAUCGUUGGUGGCCGCAACAUCAAUGCCCUGGUCGGGGUUUUUACCAUGACAGCAACUUGGGUUGGAGGGGGUUAUAUCAUGGGAACCGCUGAGGCUGUUUAUACUCCUACUCAAGGUCUCAUCUGGGCCAUUGGUCCUCCUGCAUAUGUUAUCAAUUUGUUUUUGGGAGGAUUGUUUUUUGCCAAACCCAUGAGGUCGAAGCGUUACGUGACCAUGCUGGACCCGUUUCAGAAUCGCUAUGGCAACGUGUUCACUGCAACACUCCUGCUUCCUGCUUUAGUCAGUGAUAUUUUGUGGGUCGCCUGCAUCCUUGCUGCUCUGGGCGGAACAAUGAGCGUAAUUCUCGGGCUGUCGUCCGCCAUCUCCAUCGUCAUCUCGGCAGCUGUCUCCAUCAUAUACACGUUCCUGGGAGGUCUCUACUCGGUGGCAUAUACUGACAUCAUCCAGCUGUGUUUCAUCUUUGUCAGCCUGUGGCUCUGUAUUCCUUUUUUGUUGCUCAGUCCUGCAGUUACUGACAUCACACCAACGGCCCACCUCAACCAAUCAAGCGGACAUGCCUGGCUAGGGGAGCUGGAGCUGGCAGAUGCUGGAAAAUGGGCCGAUGACGUGCUGCUAUUGGCUUUAGGAGGACUGGCAUAUCAAGCUCUAUACCAGAGAAUCCUCUCUGCGGCCUCCUCUGCUCAGGCUCAGAUCACCUGUUUUGCUGCGGCUGGGACAAUUUUUAUAAUGGGAAUCCCUUCUGUUGUCAUUGGAGUUGUGGCUGCUUCUGCAGACUGGAACCAGACACGGUAUGGUCUACCUCCUCCUUUUGAGCGAGGGGAUGCAGGGAAGAUCCUGCCACUUGCCCUGCAAAACCUCACACCCACCUGGGUCUCAGUGUUAGGCGUUGGUUCUGUGGCUGCAGCAGUUAUGUCCUCCAUGGACUCUGUGCUGCUGUCAUCAGCAUCCAUGUUUACACAAAACAUAUACAAGACAACUUUGAGGAAGCAGGCGUCGCAGAGGGAGCUGCAGUGGGUGAUCCGCCUUAGCGUGUUGCUGGUGGGCCUGGCAGGAACAGGCCUGGCCUUUGGUGAUGACAGCGUGUUCUCUCUCUGGAUACUAAGCGGGGACCUCGUCUACUGCAUCAUCUUCCCACAGCUGGUCUGUGUGCUGCACUGCCGUUGUGCCAAUACCUACGGUGCUAUGAGUGGCUACGUAGUAGGUCUGCUGCUGCGUUUGAUGAGUGGGGAGCCAGUGCUCAGGAUCCCUCCCAUCCUCCUGUACCCCGGCUGGAGGGAGGAGAACGGAGUCAUCAAACAGUACUUCCCCUACAGGACUCUGGCCAUGCUGUCCUCUGUGAUAUCUGUUGCCGCAGUGUCCUGGCUGGUGGAGCUGGGUUUCAGUAAACAACUCAUUCCCCAAUCCUGGGAUUUACUGCGAGUGUUUGAAGAGAAAAUAGAGACAGAGGGAGAGGAGAUACCUGUCCACUGCGAGGAGGACGAUAGUGCUCGUAAUACAAAAUUCUAAGCUAAUUCAAGUACAAACCUCAAAGUGUACCUAAACCUGCACAAUCUCUGACCACAGGUAUGCUGAGAGGGAGUCUUUGAGGCAGCUGAGUCAUUCAGUCACUCUUUUUGUAAGAUUAUUUUUUGGCAUUUCUGUUUUUAUUAGAUAGAUACAGUGGACAGAGACAGUAAAUGUAGAGAAAGAGAGCAGGGGAAUGACAUAUAGGAAGGGUCCAUCCCAGCUAGAAAUCCACCAGGGGGAUUCGCUGCUUGAGGGCAUUUGCGCCCAUGUUGUAUUCAUGCUGACCACUAACGUCUCUUUGAAACAAAUUGUUGCAGAGUCGCAUAUAAUUCCAACUGAGAUUUCAGAACUUUAGUCUUGUCUACUCAAACUUUUUUAAGCAAGUCCAACUCGUUGCAGGUGAUGCCAUUUUAGUGCAUUCACCAGUUUAACACUUUCUAAGAGGCAGUUUUGCCUCUUUGCAUUGUUUAAGCGCUGAGAGCACAAAGCUUUAAAGCAGUUAAAGAUGCAGUACUUGAGUACCCUGAGUGUUCCUCAGACUCUCACAAGAGGUGCCUUUUGGUAUAAGUGUUUACUGUUUUACUCUUUCGAGGGAUCAUUAUUUAAGUGCCAUCCAAAUAGAGAAUUACACUUGAGUCAUUCCUUCUUAAAUCAUCUGAUUUUUAGAACAAUUUCUGCUCGACCAUCUCUGACUUGCCUGUGUUUUUUUUUUUUGUAGAAAUUUGUCAAACGCUUUAUUAGAAGACAUUUCAACCCACUUUCAACAGGCUAUUUUGCACAUUGAAAUUUGAGGCACAGUUUGAAUGACAAUAUCUCAGAAAAUAUUAAAGAUAAAGACCAGCAAUUUUCACCUUUUUUUUCGCAACAUGUCAUUGAUUCAGAAUUCACAAAAUUGGACAAGCAGAUCAAAUGAUCUCUGAAUAUGGGUGAGCUGAAAGAAAUGAAGCUGUCAUGGAACCUUCCAUCUCUGAGCACACAUUAAUAAAGACGCUGAAGAUGCAGAACCUAACUAAGGAUAUUUUCUGAGCCCCAUGUAGUUGCAUUUCACAAUAAUAUAAAACAAGACUUUUUAAUAUGAAAUACUUGGUCAGAAAACAUUUGAAAAGUUAUUUUCAUAGCUGAUUGAGCAAGUUGCACCACAGAAACAAAAAUAUCACUGUCUGAUCCAAGUUGAAAAGAGAUCUGGAGUUUCAAAAAUGGUUCUCAAAAUAUCACUAAAAUAAAUACAAAAAUUAUAAGGCCAUAGAUGGAAUUUUCUGACCCCACUUUAUAUGCACAAACCUUAGUAUGGAGGAGACCUGUUAUGGAGUUUUGUGUAAUUUCUUUGGCAAUUAUCACUGCAUUAGGACAUGAGGAUGCUAUCAGCAUAAAAUUAUGUGGGACAAUUUGUCAUUCCUGUUUUCAUUAUUUUGAUGAAGUUUUUCAUAUUAAAAAGUAUCCACUAUGUUUUGUGUUGUAUUCCUGUGACAUGCAACUACAUUUGAUUCAGAAAAUAUCAUUAAUUGAUGUCUGCAUUAUCAUUUUUAAUCAUUUUUAAUGUGUUCCAACUCACCUUUAAUCAGAGAUUAUUUGAUCCACUUGCGGAUUCCGAAUCAAUGGCUUAAAAACAAAAAACACUGAAAAAUUCAGGCUUUUAUUUUUAAUAGUUCCUCAGAUAUUGCAUUCAAACACAGCCUCAAAAAAACCCAAAAUAAAAAACCAAAAAACAACAUGCUGAAAGUGGGUUAAUGGGAAAUUUAAAAAAUAAAAUCUGGGAAAGUAUCGGAUAUAUCAGUCCAAAACUUCACAGAUACCAUUUUAAAUGUCUAUAGUUUAUGAUAAAAACAAAAGUUUUAGGCAAAUCAAAGAUGGUCAGGCAGAAGGCCCCUACUGAUUUGAGAUAGAUAGAUGGUUUGUUAUUGCAAGUGUUCAUAAAAAUGAAGGAUGUCUCUAAUCUUUACACUCCAUAGAUUCUCGGUGUUGGUGUGUUCGUGUGUGAAAAAGGCAUGAAACGGUGCCAAAAUACAAGCUCUGUGCGUUAUUUAAAUUACUCGAGUGACUUGCUUUUUUUUAAUCUUAAAUGACAGCUAAUAUUAUUUUUUACCUACAAUAUUUACAUCACUGAAAAGUAUUUACCUUUUGUCGUCUCAAAAGCAAUGACUUGACUUCAUGUUUAGUAGUAUUUUGCACAUUUGAAAUCACAACCGUAAUAUGUCCACUGCAGCAGCAGGGGGCGACACCUAAACACUGAAAGGCCCUAAAAGGCGCUUCACCAGACAUGAGGUGGUAAUUCCCCUUUCCCCCCUCACUCCCUCCCAAAAACUGAAAUAAAGGAAAAAGGAAAAAAAAAGAAAUCCACAAAAUUGCAGCUUAAAUCCACGCACACACACUCACACAUAAAACAGUUUGUUCAGUGUCAGUCUUGCAUAGUUGCAUAUCCAUUUUUUCCCAACCAUCUCAUUAGAGGAUGAGUUAAAAAAUAUAUCAAACUGCAAUUUUAAAGUGAAUAAAAAAAGAGGUUUUGUUUGUCCAAUUUGUUCAGUGCCAGUCACCCACGGUUACACAGAUAUUCCAUCCACUCUGGAUGUUGUUUUGUUUCCUACACUUCACUUGUCUCCUGCAUGUAACUUAUUGCAUGUACCUGUAAUUAUUACACUUCUGUGCAAAUAAAUAACUCCUCUGAUUUCA
Molecule: messenger RNA, 5479 nt
Organism: Amphiprion ocellaris (clown anemonefish)
Lineage: Eukaryota; Metazoa; Chordata; Actinopteri; Pomacentridae
Product: high affinity choline transporter 1-like
Exons: 9
Coding region: 1175-2812 (545 amino acids)
Biological process (GO): acetylcholine biosynthetic process; transmembrane transport; choline transport
Cellular component (GO): plasma membrane
Molecular function (GO): choline:sodium symporter activity
Source: RefSeq, a predicted model, not a curated record